AUGGCGGAAGCAAUCGACAACAGGGGCCCCGAGCUCAUGGGCGUCAACAUCGCCUUUUACGCCAUGGCUUUGAUUACAUGCAUAUUGCGAUGCUAUGUCCGCCGUUUCGUGGUUGACGCAUUCAGGACCGAUGACUGGCUUAUGGUUGUGUCUACGAUAUUCUUCACUCUCUAUGCGACCUUUUCAACUGUCGGUACCACAUUCGGUACUGGCCGCCACCACGCCGAUCUCGAGACUGACCAAGUCACCACCGCCAUGAUGUGUUGGUGGUUCUGCUAUCUCUGGUAUUGUCUCACUAUGAUCUCCUGCAAAUUGUCCAUCGGAUACUUUCUUCUGCGAGUCACCACCGAGAAGGUCCAAAAAUGGAUCAUUUAUCUCGCCAUGUUCUCAACUGCCUUGUCUGGCAUCAUCUUUUUCUUUGUCACCGUCUUUCAAUGCCAUCCCGUUUCGUACUUCUGGAACAAGGAGCAGGACGGCACAUGCAUCAACCCAACAGUUGUCAUCGCAUUGGCCGUUCUGUAUAGUGUUUUCGCUGUCGGCUCCGACUUUAUUUUCGCAAUCCUUCCUGGUUUCAUUGUGUGGAAAUUACAACUGCACAAGAAGACUAAAUAUUCACUGAUUCCUCUUCUUGCAAUGGGUUGCGUUGCCAGCGCUGCCGUCAUCGCACGCUUUCCUUACUUGCCCCUCAUCAGAUCGCCUGACUUUCUCUGGAACACCACAGACAUUGCGAUCUGGUCAACGAUCGAGCAAAGCCUGGCCAUCACUGCCAGCAGCAUGGCAACCCUGCGUCCUCUGAUCAAGCAAGCUGCUUUCCGUCUCGGCUUGACAAGCAAGCCCGUAUCAAUUGGCCCCUCUGGGUACAAGAACUCAUCCCGGACUCCUGGUCCUGGAACACCCAAGGCCUUCUCCGGCCGCGACGCAUAUACUCUUUCAUCCGUCAGCCGCACCGCCAAUGAGAAGCGAGGAACCAGCUUCUUCCCUAGCGACCUCGAAACUGGCAUCAAGAAGGAGAUAAAGUGGGAGGUCAAGAUAUCAAGAACAGUGGCAAGUGAAAGCCAGGAAGAGCUUCAUACGCCCAGGAGUGUCAUGAAUAGGAAUGUCAUCUAA
This is a messenger RNA of Fusarium pseudograminearum CS3096, 1107 nucleotides long. RefSeq lists its product as uncharacterized. NCBI's taxonomy places the organism in Eukaryota, Fungi, Ascomycota, Sordariomycetes, Hypocreales, Nectriaceae. Bases 1 to 1107 code for a protein of 368 amino acids. The record is from RefSeq and is a predicted model, not a curated record. The transcript is spliced from 4 exons.